GAGGAGGAAGAAGGGGCUUUGAGAGAGUUGGGGGUGGGGGGGAUGCCGAGAAGCAGUUCGUUCUCUGCACCCAACACCUAAGAGCCCUUCGUGGUCCUCCCCGGGGGCGGAGAGCUAGGCGGCAGCGCGGCGCGGGCUCCGUGGAGCGGCCCAUGUCCGGCGCGGGUGAAGCCCUCGCUCCCGGGCCCCAGCGCGGGGCCGAGGCGGGCGGCGGCGGGCUGGGCGCCCCAGCCCAGGAAAAAUGUGAUAAAGAAAAUACUGAGAGAAAUAUAGCUCAAGCUACCGAUAGCUGCUUCACACAUGGAGAGAUGCAAGACCGGUCCAUUUGGGGAAACUGUUCAGACGACGAACUCAUCCGAACUCAACCCCAGCGCUUGCCCCAGCUUCCAAUGUGCUCACAGGAACCAAGUGAGGAAGAAACCAGCAAGAUAAAGAACGGCCACACAAGCCUGAGCAAUGGAAAUGGAAUUCACCACGGGGCCAAACAUGUAUCUGCAGAUAAUCGAAGACUUUCAGCACCUGUUUCUCACAAAAUGCACAGAAAAAUUCAGUCCAGCUUGUCUGUAAACAGCGAUAUCAGUAAGAAGAGUAAAGUAAAUGCUGUCUUUUCCCAAAAGACAGGCUCUUCACCUGAAGAUUGCUGUGUCCACUGUAUCCUGGCCUGCUUGUUCUGUGAAUUCCUCACCCUCUGCAAUAUCGUCCUGAGCCAGGCCCCCUGUGGCACCUGCACCUCCGAAGCCUGUUGCUGUUGCUGUGGAGACGAAAUGGGGGAGGACUGUAACUGCCCCUGUGACACGGAUUGUGGCAUCGUGGAUGCCUGUUGUGAAUCAUCGGACUGUUUGGAAAUCUGUAUGGAAUGCUGUGGAAUUUGUUUUCCUUCGUAGGUAUUUAUCUUCUGUUUGUGUUAAAACUGGAGUGUUUUAAAAUUUUUCUUUGAGGGGGGCAGAAAAGCACAUGGUAAGAUUCUCAUGAUGCAACCCAGUAUUUGCACUGUUAACUCAUUAUUUCAAGAAAUCUCUGGAAGCCUGUUUCUCUCUAACUGAAUCUACGUGGUUUAAUAUGUGAAAUUUUAACUACUUUUAAACUUAAUAAGUUACAGUGACUGAGGGACAUUUUGAAACCCC
Messenger RNA from Odobenus rosmarus divergens (Pacific walrus), 1124 nucleotides. It is a transcript of the gene MDFIC, whose product is annotated as MyoD family inhibitor domain containing. The record is from RefSeq and is a predicted model, not a curated record. The coding region runs from base 153 to 884 and encodes 243 amino acids. The transcript has 5 exons. NCBI's taxonomy places the organism in Eukaryota, Metazoa, Chordata, Mammalia, Carnivora, Odobenidae.